Messenger RNA from Podarcis lilfordi (Lilford's wall lizard), 7366 nucleotides. The record is from the annotation of a GenBank genome assembly. NCBI's taxonomy places the organism in Eukaryota, Metazoa, Chordata, Lepidosauria, Squamata, Lacertidae.
AUGUGGCUCUACCUGGCUGCCCUGCUGGGGCUUUACUUCCUUCGCCGAUGGUACCAGGAGAGACAGACGGUGGAGAACCUGACGGAGAAAUAUGUCUUCAUCACGGGGUGUGACUCUGGCUUUGGAAACCUACUUGCCAGGCAGCUGGAUGCCCGGGGUCUGUGGGUGCUGGCAGCCUGUCUCACGCAGAAGGGGGCAGAGCAGCUGGGCAAGGGCACCUCAGGGCGCUUGAAAACCACCAUUCUGGAUGUGAGCAGCACAGAGAGUGUGGCGGCUGCGACGGAGUGGGUGAAAGGGUGCAUUGGAAGCAAAGGUGAAUCUCUACCUUCCUUGUGGUGCCUCUGUGCUAUUGGUGGGACGGGGGAUUAGAAUUGCCUCUCUGUAUUCAUUUGUAGGCCACUUCACCCACAUAAUUGUGCCCAAAGUGGCUCACAAUGUGUAAAAGGAAGAAUAAGCAUAACAAUUCAGAAAAUACCUUAGAAAUAAUCAUUAUGAGCAUUUAAUAAUAAAUAUCGGAGCCAGCUCCAGAUAUUUGGUGCCUGAGAGCAUGGGACACCCCCUCCGGGAGUCCUGGGAAUUGUCGUUUGUCAAGGAUGCUGAGUUGAAAAGUUGAAACAACAUUCCAGCUUGACAGAUAUUUUCUCUAGUCUUUGGGGUUCCCAAGCUAAGUCAAACUCUUGAUGUGGGGAAAGAGAAUUGAUUGUUUUAACUGCAAAGGGGAAAGAAGAAGAAUGAUGUGAAAAUAAAAGGCAAAUUUAACAGAGAAGGGCACGGGCAUUUUUGUUGUUCUUUUGGUUACUUUUUAAAUACUGUAUCACUUUUAGGGUUUUGCUGCGUGAGGAGUUUCUGAAUGCAGCAAAACUCUGGGCAGCAGCAGCGUGGCAACCCCAGAAUCCCAACCCACAGCACACAACAGCCACUGAGCCACACUAUAGACCCCCAUGCCGCCCUAUGCCCCCCCUACAAGGGCAUAUGCCCCCUGCUACUGCUGGGCAGGAAAGAAAGGGAGAGAAAAGCAAGCUUUUUCAUUGUGAUUGACAAUGAAUUUUUUUUUGGGGGGGGGGACUUGUAUGCAGAUCAGCAACCUGCCACCACUGUAGCUGCUGGGCAAAUUAGUAAAGUCCUUUCCCGGAUCUUGCUUUCACCGCUGCCAAGCAUACACAAAUGUCUGAUCCGCUAUGUCAGGGAACUGACAUCGGAGCGAGAGGCGAAGGGGAGGCUCCUAGAUGAUGCUGGCGAAGGACCCAGCAGCAGGGGGAGAAACAGCUCAGUAGAGGGGGAAGCAAAUCAGCGCAACACCAGGGAUAAAGGGGGCAGAUGGGGGAAGGGGAGAGAGGGCUCCAGGACUCUUCACUGGACCUCAGUGAGGAGGGGACAGGUCCUCCGCUACCCACGCCCUCCCUGCGCAGAAGACUCCCGCGCAGUGAGAGGAGGAGGAGACUGGGUGUCAAACAACUUUUAUGUUGGAAGAGGUUCAAGAAACGCCCACUGACGGAUUCUGCCAGCGACUGAGGCAGCCACGAUGAGAAAGGGCUGUGCAGUCAGAAAGGUUUAACAAGGCAAAUUAGCCUAGAGAGGCACCAGUUUACGCAUGAGUAACUCAUACUCAUUACACGCUAUUACAAGGAAGGCAUUGCUGGCUUGGCUGGAGAAACUGCCUCUCACUUCUUCUCUGCCCUCACCUCUGCCCACCCACAAGGAGGGUUCUCAGCAGCAGCUUGGCCAGGUGACGUGUGUGUCUUGGUGGGGUUUCCACUUGUCCCUUGUAAUAGGGGAUUGCCCCUUAUUUUAAGGGGAAAUGCUGCAUCAUCAUCAUCAUCAUAAUAAUAAUAAUAAUAAUAAUACCUUUAUUGUCAAUGUACAACCUGUGUACAAUGAAAUUAACCGAGCCUCCCCACCCCCCAAACACUCAGUCUCAUUGCACUCUGUGAGCUUGUCGCAGAGCACACCCACCCUGAAAGUCAAUUGCACUAUAUUACAUUUUCUGUUCAGCAGCCUAACAGUCCACAGAUAGAAACUGUUUUUUAGCCUGUUGGGGGUGUAGUUUGUCCCUUAUGUCUGCCUUGCUUUCUCCCCGUACCCCCACCUCCUCUGCUGAGCUCAGCUGCUCCCUCCCAUCUCUAUCAGAGCUGCUGCCUCUCUCCUGCCUGUCCACUUUCCAUUUCUCUCUCCUCGUCUCCCCUUUUCCCUACCUUACCCUCUCCUGUUACACUAAAUCCAGUCAGAGACGCAGCUGCGGCCCAAUGGAAGGCAGCAGAGGAUGGCGAGUGUUUGGGGAUGGAAUGGAAUGUGGGUCCUGGAACAUGGAAAAGACUUAAGAGCCUCGGAUAGAAGGUCACCAGGUUGAUGGACUAGAUGGAAGGGAUAGAAAGGACUGAUAAAACCCGAGACCAGGAAGAAGAGACAAUGGAUGAAGAUUGGAAGAAAGUUUUAAAAAUUCAUUUAGAAAGUCAUUGUAAAAUUAAUGAGUAUUAGAAAAAUGUUGGAAUGAAACUAUUUGGCUUUAAUAGAAAUGUUAAAAGGAAUUAUGUAUAAAUAAGUUUUAAGUUUUAAGCUUUAGGGCUUUUUAUGGUAAGAUGAGGUUAAAAUAAAUAAAGGUAAUUUAAUGACAGAAUAUAGUGAAAGAUGGAAAGGAUUUGCUGAGAAAAUUAAUAACUAGAAUACAAAAAAGGGAGGUGUGAGGAGGUCGAUGAAACAAGUUAACGAAAGAUAAAGAUUUGGGAAUAUUGGAUUUGUUUUUAAUUUUUUUGUUUAUUUUUGUUUUUGGUUUUGAUGUAUUGUGUAUUUUGUUUUUUCUUUUUUUUUCUUUUUAUCGACUUGUAUUGUUUAAUUGCUCUUUUUGUCUACCUUUUUCUCUUUUCCUUUUUUUCCUUUCCUUUUUUUCCCCUCUGUAAUUUUAAAUUCUCAAUAAAUAUCAUUUAAAAAAAAAUGGAAUUGAAUGUGGGUCCUCAUUCCUUUUACAUGCUUCCCUGACCCUGUUCCUUUACAGAAGGGUAGGAUGGAUAUUUCAAACCUAUUCUUUAGGUACCAAAGAAAACCCCUCCCCCAGAAAACCCACGAAAAUUCAAGAAACUGUCACAAUCCUAAAUUCACUUUCAGCCUGAUCCUUUGAAAAUAGAAACAAGUCCCAAAUAGUUCCGUUUAAUUUACUUUCAAAUAAGUACACAGCGGAUUGAAGCCUUAAAAUGGUUGUUGUUUUAGUUAUUUCAAUAAAUUGAUGCCCAAUACUAUGUACUGUUAAGAACAGGUUGAAAAAUGAAGCACACAUGUCACCCUAGUGGUUAGAUGAAGUUGUCGGUCUCUGAUGCGUGUGUGUGAUGCAGCUACAUGGAAAGGGACAUUGGAGGCAAAGCUCUGUGAGGAAGAGAAACAGAAUUUGUUGCUAUCUUCACCCCUCUUUCAUUUUGGGGCUCGGUUUCUAUAUUUACAAUUCUUCUGACAAGCAGAAAUUCAGCACGUGGGGAGGAUGUGAGUCAUAGAUAUUAAUGUGCAUUGCUAACUGAGAUCCAUAAAUUUCAUUGGGUCUACUCUAUGGGUAUGGCCAGCACUGGAAACAACCCAUUGUAAUGGAUAGCUUUGAAGUCAUUUCUGCACCAGGUAAUUUUUAGCCUCCCAAUUCUCCCCAAUGUCCCAUAUUUUGCCUGACCUGUCCCUUAUUUUGUUCGACCACAGGUGGCAACCCUAGUGUGUGGGGAUUGCUUCAGCUGUUGAAAAAUGUCACUUCAGUUGUGCUGUGCUCAGCCUGCGGCCUCAACACUGCUUGCGUUGCCACCACCAGCAGUGACAACUUGGCCCCAUAACCAUGGGAGCCAGGGGCCAUGGAUACCAUGCAGCCUGCAUGGUCCUGACAACAAAAUUUGUGGGAGUUGGCCCCUACGCCCUGCAGCUUGCUGCUGUGAAGCAACCACUUUACCAGGCCUCAUGCAAGGGCCAGCCCUCCUAAGCACAAACCAUCUAUUCAUGUGACAGCCUUAUUUGUUAGGGUUGCUAAUAGGAAAAACAUCUCUUCUUUCUCACAGGGCUUUGGGGCUUGGUGAACAACGCAGGCACAGCUCUACCAACAGGUCCCAACGAAUGGCUGACCAAAGAUGACUUUGCAAAGGUGAUCAGUGUCAACCUUCUUGGGAUGAUUGAUGUGACGCUACACAUGGUGCCUCUGGUGAGGAGAGCCAGAGGGAGGGUGGUCAAUGUGUGCAGUUCGAUGGGACGCCUGGCCUGCUUUGGAGGUGGUUACUGCCCAUCCAAGUUUGGUGCGGAAGCCUUCUCUGACAGCCUGAGGUAAACAGAGCAGCUCUUUAAUGUCCUCUUUUGCUUGCUUUAGUGCAACAUCUGCCAUACUCCCUAACCACUUGCCAGGCUGGAAGUGGCUGAUGUGAGUCCUCCUGGUUUAGUUGCCAAGUCUGGGGAAAGUGGGCUGCAGGGAAGAAAGAGCUGGGAAAUAUGGCAGUUGCCCAGGGCUUUGCCCAAGACUCGCACAACUUGAGAUGAAUGUAUCCAGGCACAGGCCAUGUCCACAUCUGGCCUUGAACCAAACUUUUCAAAUCACAAGCCCGCAAUUGGAUGUGUGGCUCUCAGUCCAGGACCUUCUCAUUAAUGGUGAACAUGCUAUGGAUGUCCCCCUGUUUUCCUUAGAAUAGUUCGGGCCCAACAUGCUUUAUAGAAAUGUUGAUUACCAUGUUGAAAAGUGUGUGCUUUUUCCAACUAUUUAAAGGUAAAGGGACCCCUGACUAUUAGGCCCAGUCGCGGACGACUCUGGGGCUCAUCUCGCUUUAUUGGCUGAGGGAGCCGGCUUACAGCUUCCGGGUCAUGUGGCCAGCAUGACUCAGCCACUUCUGGCGAACCAGAGCAGCGCGCAGAAAUGCCGUUUACCUUCCCGUCAGAGUGGUACCUAUUUAUCUACUUGCACUUUGACGUGCUUUUGAACUGCUAGGUUGGCAGGAGCAGGGACCGAGCAACAGGAGCUCACCCCAUGUCCCUUCCAACUAUUUAUGUACCACUUAAUUAUCAAAGUGUGGGACUGAGCAGUUAUCUGUAGAUAUGCAAUGCCCAGGCUCACGUAGCAGGGAGGUCACUUUGGGGCUGCUAACCCUGUGGUUUGACUUCACCCGCAGAGGCACACUCCAUUCUCUCUUGAUGCCAACAGCUAAGCUGUGAAUGUGUAGCUUUUCGAGAGAAAUUCUGUGUGACAUCUUCUCAUGGUUGUUUGCACUGUAAUCUUUUUCUGCACAAAGGAGGUUUGGCAAAACCCUUAAUUGCUCCUUUUUUAGAACACAGGGUCCCAGAACCCAAAAAACAGGUUCUUGUUCCUUUGAUGCAAGUGACCUUUUCCCUCUUAACAAGAAGACUGGGCAGAGAUGGCAGAGGCUGCAGGGAGGAGGGUGGGAAGCAGCCCUGGCAGAAAAGGCCCCUUGCUCUCUGCAGCAACUUUCCCCCUUUGAAGCAUGUCCUCAUGACUGUCUCUUAAUACAACUGGUGCUGUGUCGUACACAAUCCUCUCCUGGGUAGGGAGUAUCCUGGCUCCUGCAAGAGGCAGAAGGCAGGGGAGCUGAAUUUCCCAUCUUUUCUUUCUCCUCAAUUUUUGAUUUCUUUUUCUUUAAAAGAAAGAUGUUCCUAUCCAUGGACCCAAGUUCCUGACCUGCAUUCCUGACCUAUGACUCAGUAGGCAAUGAUGUUUCUUCCUCUGCAUUUCAGGCGAGAGCUCCAUCCUUUUGGAGUCCAAGUCAGCAUUAUUGAACCUGGUGGUUUCCAAACAAACAUUUUCACACAAGCAGUAGAGAAUUUAAAGAAAGUAUGGAACCGAGUGCCGUCUGACAUCAAAGAAGUCUAUGGGGAACAGUACUUGGAGAACUGUGAGUAGACAUGGAGGGGAUUUCAGCAUGGUUUGCAUUUUCCUGCAAACUUUCCCAAUUCACACUCAUGAAGCAAUACAUUAACCAAUACAUAGCUCUGCUUAGGAAUUCAAACUCCUCUAAAUUUAGCAACUAGUUCUAUAAAUCAACAAUGUGUGCAAAAAUGUGCAUAUUAGAGAGAAAUUGGCAUCAAAGGUAUACACAAAAACGCACUAAGCAAAUUGACCACAAUAAACAAAAAUGCACUACGCAAGGAAAUAAUGUUUGCGAAAAUGUGUAUAUUGUGAAAACUGAAAUGCUGAUGACUUUCAAAAAUCAUAAACUGAAAUGAGGAGAACCAAACUCAAAGAUUUUGGAGAUAUUGAAACAGAGAGAAACCAAAAUGGACAGGUUCAUCAUUGUAGAUUUAAAUCUUUUGAGAAGGUGUUCUGUUUUGAAGCCUCCAAAAUAGUUCCAGAUGCAUCUGCUAUGAUUUAUCGUAUUUUUUGCUCUACAAGACUCACUUUUUCCCUCCUAAAAAGUAAGGGGAAAUGUGUGUGCGUCUUAUGGAGCGAAUGCAGGCUGCGCAGCUAUCCCAGAAGCCUGAACAGAUCGAUUUAGUUCUUCUAGGGAGAGGUAUCUAGAAGCUAACCAGUCAUAGAAUCAUAGAGUUGGAAGAGACCACAAGGGCCAUCGAGUCCAACCCCCUGCAGGAAACACCAUCAGAGCACUCCUGACAUAUGAUUGUCAAGCCUCUGCUUAAAGACCUCCAAAGAAGGAGACUCCACCACACUCCUUGGCAGCAAAUUCCACUGUCAAACAGCUCUUACUGUCAGGAAGUUCUUCCUAAUGUUUAGGUGGAAUCUUCUUUCUUGUAGUUUGGAUCCAUUGCUCCGUGUCCGCUUCUCUGGAGCAGCAGAAAACAACCUUUCUCCCUCCUCUAUGUGACAUCCUUUUAUAUAUUUGAACAUGGCUAUCAUAUCACCCCUUAACCUCCUCUUCUCCAGGCUAAACAUGCCCAGCUCCCUUAGCCGUUCCUCAUAAGGCAUCGUUUCCAGGCCUUUGACCAUUUUGGUUGCCCUCCUCUGGACACGUUCCAGUUUGUCAGUGUCCUUCUUGAACUGUGGUGCCCAGAACUGGACACAGUACUCCAGGUGAGGUCUGACCAGAGCAGAAUACAGUGGCACUCUUACUUCCCUUGAUCUAGAUGCUAUACUCCUAUUGAUGCAGCCCAGAGUCCAUUCAGCUCCCAAAAGAUUUAGGUUACCCCCUACAUUUACAGCACUAACUUCUGUUUUGCUUCAUAUUUCUCACACACAGAUUUCAAAAUUGGCCAAGAUACCUUUAACACUUCCAACAGCAAGCUUCACCUGGUCACCGACUGCAUAGAACAUGCCCUGACAUCCUGCUCCCCUCACACUCGCUACUCUGCAGGAUGGGAUGCAAAGCUCUUGUACAUUCCUGCCUCUUACUUUCCAACGUCCAUCGCUGACUUCGUGGCGAGCUGCAUUCAGCCCAAACCUGCUCAAGCUGUAUAG